Molecule: messenger RNA, 492 nt
Organism: Menidia menidia (Atlantic silverside)
Lineage: Eukaryota; Metazoa; Chordata; Actinopteri; Atheriniformes; Atherinopsidae
Source: the annotation of a GenBank genome assembly
AUGAGCUCCUCACCUAAAAGGAUGAUCUUUUGGUUGUUGUACCAGCGGCCCCUCACGAGGACGCUGCCGUACACCAGGAUGUCGUUGAAAAGGAAGAAGCCCUUCGGCUGCCACUUCUUGCGACCCUGCUUCAUCAGAACGCCCUCUCCAAACAGGAUCCGACCGGGACAACACAGGGUCUCCCCCGAUGGGCCGAAGGCGUUCUGCACCGCCUGGAUGCGUUUUCGGUGGUUUAUCAUCAUCAUCACGACCGCAGCGGAGCAGAGCAUGUCACGUCGCAGCCCCGACUAUCACCAGACUCCCUCCUUUAACUGGAAAUCCAAACAGCAUGUGCCCAUCAGCCAGCCCAAGAAUUUCCCAAGCAGACCCGAUGUGACCCAAGCCUCGGGCAGCUGCGUGUCUCUCCUCUCCCUGUCCGACAGUCUUUCGAACACAGUUGAAACGCAAAGUGGGGUUUAUAGAUGUGGCCCUCGUCGUGACACGGGCGUGUGA